CUCCGUACUAUCUCACGAUGGGCAAAUUGAAGGACCAGAGGAAGCAGGCUAGCACCUGCUCUCCCCUUGCUACAGCCCGCUCGCUAUAGAUUGGAUUGCGUGUUCCUCAUGCAGUUGGCACCUUGCACAAUGGACGUGCCUCGCCGCUGAUUAUAGAGGGCAGUACUCCGUACCGUACAAGUACAAAUAAGCCCCUUAUAGCGCGCAACAGCUGCUUCAAGCAGCGUGGUACAGGUGUAUUGUUCACCAACCCAGAGAAAACGUUUUUUUUUUCUUGAAUCUCAACAGUGGGCUACGAGAAAUAGGCUGAUCUAGCGGUGAUCCUACACGCGGUAUCGCCAUGCAGUUGAAUCUCCACCCCAUCCUUUGGAUAGGGCUUUUCUUCUACUACCACCAAGCUUACGCUCUCUUAGAAGUCUUUGAAGUGUAUCAACCUAUUUCCCUUGCAAGCGAUGGGCACAAUCAAUGUGCAGGAGAGGAGCGCGUCUUAGUGGACUACGACUUCGGGAAUAGUUAUUCUCUCCCCUAUGUUGGAUUGUAUGAGCCUCCUCGCUGCAAGUUUGACACCGUUCGCAUCAACCUUACUGUCACCUCGAUUGGCAGACAAUAUGAUCGUCUUGCCAUUUUCUAUCUUGGUGAUACUGAAUUAUGGCGUACAUCAACCGCGGAACCAACCAGCGAUGGCAUUAUCUGGACCUAUUUCAAAGACAUGUCACAAUUUAACACCCUCUGGAAAGAGAAGCAAAAGAUAAUAUUCGACCUGGGAAAUAUCAUCACUGAUGUCUAUACUGGGCAUUACAACACAACAUUGACAGCCUAUUUCUCCUACGAGGACAAUGUAAAGACGCCAGAUGCCAUCUUGCCUAUCUCUGCGAAAAGGUCAUCACAAAACGCGUCCAGCGACUUUGAGCUUCCAUCGGACAAUGCGACUGUACUUCACCGAUUCCCUCCGACUACUUCACGUGCUGUCGUUUCAAUCGCCGCCACUGGUCAAUCAACAGAAGAGUUUUGGUGGUCGAACGUCUUUACAUCCGACUCGUGGUCAUUCGAUAGCACCAUUGGGGAGCUGUACGGAUACUCCCCCUUUCGCGAGGUACAACUCUAUAUCGAUGGCAUGAUGGCAGGGGUGGUCUGGCCAUUUCCCAUUAUUUUCACUGGUGGUGUCGCGCCGGGUUUCUGGCGUCCAAUUGUUGGCAUUGACGCCUUCGACUUGAGGCAGCCAGAAAUUGACAUCACCCCGUGGUUACCCGUGCUGCUGGACAACAAGACCCAUUCUUUCGAAAUUAGGGUCACAGGACUCAACAUCUCUGACAGCGGAGCUGUCACAUUCUCUGAUACUGUUGGAUCCUAUUGGAUCGUGACUGGAACUAUUUUCUUGUAUCUGGAUGAAUCCGCACCCCAGUUAUCUCCUAGUCGCAAACCAAUUUCAACAGCUCCGCCACCGGAAUUCAAAGCGACGCGCAACCUUGUGCAGAAUGCAGCUGGGGGAAAUGAGACAUUGAUUUACUCCAUAACAGCGCAGAGAACCUUUACAGUUGAGUCUGCCGGUUAUGCGUGGCGUCAGAAUCUUUCCUACUCGAACUAUGGAACCUUGAACCAGCAAGGUCUGAGCCAGAGUAACCUCCAGCAUACUUCUGGACGCAACCAGCUCAUAGGAAGCAAAGUACUCAAUGAGGUCACAUUUGAUUAUCCUUUACUUUGUAACCAGACUUAUGAUCUGGACGAUGGGCUUACUAUAAUUGCUUGGAUGCGCAGAGGUCUUGACAUUGAAGCUACAGGAGGCCUGGGGAUCUCAACAUACACUCUUACCUCAGGCCCUCUGAACUUGCACACCGAGCAAUCGGGCACGGCUUUUUAUCAGUCAACUUCAGAUGAUAGUGCUUCGUACGGCGAGACAAAAGAUGUCUUUGAGAGCGACGCUAAUGGUGUCUCAUAUAGUCGGGAAGUACACGCGGUCAACGGCAGUGUGGUGUAUGAUGCAGGCAACUAAGAAUCUCUGAAGUAUCAUAAAUCACUAGUUGAUCCUUUUCUUAUACCGAAUUAGAUGAUCUGAGACCUUCGUGUAUGAUAGAAUUAACUAUUGAGAUACUUCAGCAGAUGGACAGUUCUUAUCGGCACGUGAGCUUAACUGAUAAGACAGCUCUUCUGUCGCCUCCUGAGAGCCCCAGCAGAUCAACUCAUACUGUGGCAAUCAAGAUAUGUAUAGCAAGAAGAUAGCAUGGCCACGGUAGAAACAGAACUUAAUUAUUCAG
Messenger RNA from Aspergillus aculeatinus CBS 121060, 2252 nucleotides. RefSeq lists its product as uncharacterized. The record is from RefSeq and is a predicted model, not a curated record. The coding region runs from base 341 to 1990 and encodes 549 amino acids. The transcript is spliced from 2 exons. Lineage: Eukaryota; Fungi; Ascomycota; Eurotiomycetes; Eurotiales; Aspergillaceae.